Messenger RNA from Exophiala viscosa, 4455 nucleotides. RefSeq names its product myosin heavy chain. The transcript has a single exon. The record is from RefSeq and is a predicted model, not a curated record. Gene Ontology annotation, cellular component: mitotic actomyosin contractile ring; myosin II complex; cytoplasm. Gene Ontology annotation, biological process: mitotic actomyosin contractile ring contraction. Gene Ontology annotation, molecular function: microfilament motor activity; ATP binding; actin filament binding. Bases 169 to 4257 code for a protein of 1362 amino acids. Lineage: Eukaryota; Fungi; Ascomycota; Eurotiomycetes; Chaetothyriales; Herpotrichiellaceae.
AAACACUGCAUCACAAUCGUCAUUUGCACCAAGAGUCCAAGAGCCUCUCCAUCCAUGCACUGUCCCAAUCUUCGAACCACCUUGUUGGACAAAGGUCGUGCAUUGACUCUCCAUCUUCUGUUUUGACACCUUCGAAUGUAAUAAUAGCCUUCGUUAUCUGGCGGCAUCAUGCUGCUCCAUGAUCGCAGUCCCGAUACUUCUCCAUUCAAUGGACCUUCUCAACGACACCAUUCCUUCAGCAGAUCGUACAAUUCCGACAUGUCGUUAGCAACGCCGAUAUCACCUUCCAACUUCCCGAAGUCUUUGUUGUUUGCCUCACCAAGUUCUGCGCCUCCUUCCAGACACGAGCGCCAACAGUCGUACUCACCGUCAACGUCCUUUUCCUCCAUACCAAAUCAUGUACGAACACAGUCACUUCAGCGACAGUCAAGUACUUCAAGUACAUUUGCGCCCAAGUUCAUCAAGUCGGAAGAGAUGCGCAAGAGUGAGGACAGAAUUUCGGCCAUUGAAGGGGAGAAUGACUUUUCAGGCAAGAGAUAUGUUUGGGUUAAGGAUCCAGAAAAGGCCUUUGUUCGGGGUUGGAUAGUAGAAGACGUCUCGGCAAACAAAGUGUUAGUCCAAUUCGAGGAUGGUUCACAGAUUGAAACCGACGUCGACGAGGUGGAUAAGGUCAACCCAGCCAAGUUUGACAAGGCCGAUGACAUGGCAGAACUGACGCACCUUAAUGAGGCUUCAGUCAUUCACAACCUCCAAACACGUUACCAGGCCGACUUGAUCUACACGUAUUCCGGUCUGUUCUUGGUCACCAUCAAUCCUUACUGUCCGCUACCGAUUUAUGGCAACGACUACAUAAGAAUGUACAAAGGACAAGCACGUGAGGACACAAGACCACACAUAUUCGCCGUGUCUGAUGCUGCUUUCAGACGACUAGUGGAAGAAGGGGAAAACCAGAGCAUCCUAGUAACAGGAGAGUCUGGCGCGGGCAAAACAGAAAACACGAAAAAGGUCAUCCAAUAUCUUGCCGCCGUGGCAACCUCUGAUCUCGACACUCCAAUAACAGGACGGACUCCUGGUAAGCAUUUGUCAAACCUCUCACAACAGAUCCUUCGAGCGAAUCCUAUUCUCGAAUCCUUCGGUAAUGCUCAAACCGUCCGAAACAACAACUCGUCCAGGUUUGGCAAAUUUAUUCGAAUCCAGUUUACCAGAUCCGGCCAAAUUGCGGGAGCCUUUAUUGACUGGUACCUGCUCGAAAAGUCACGCGUCGUCAGAGUCAGUCAACAAGAGCGAAGCUACCACAUCUUCUACCAACUUCUAGCUGGAGCAGACCAGCGGAUGAGAGACUCGUUACUGAUCUCUGGGAUGGACGUGGAAAACUUUGCAUACAUAAGAGCUGGAAAUGAUACAAUCAGUGGUGUUUCCGAUCGUGAUGAAUGGAACACUUUGAUUGAAGCAUUCCACAUUAUGAACUUUUCGGAGAAAGAGCAGCUGGCUGUCUUCCGGACGAUCGCCGCAAUACUACAUCUUGGAAAUGUCGCGGUUCGGCAAGAAAGCAGGGCGGGAGACCAGGCUUCACUGACUCCGGAAGCUCGUGCAUCAGUGGACAAGGCAUGUCAACUCUUGGGCGUGCAGACAGACCCAUUCAUCAAAGGACUUCUUCACCCCAAGGUCAAAGCAGGGCGCGAAUGGGUUGAGAAGGUGCAGACUCCAGAACAAGUCCGACUGGCACUAGACGCUCUUUCCAAAGGCAUCUAUGAGCGAGGAUUUGGAGAUCUCGUGAACAAAAUCAACACACAACUCGACCGUGGAGGUGUCAGUAGCGAUGACAGUCACUUUAUCGGAGUACUCGAUAUUGCCGGCUUUGAAAUCUUUGAAACGAACAGCUUUGAACAACUCUGCAUCAACUACACCAACGAGAAGUUGCAACAGUUUUUCAACCACUACAUGUUUGUGCUGGAACAAGAAGAAUAUGCUCGGGAACAGAUCGAGUGGCAGUUUAUUGACUUUGGAAAAGAUCUGCAACCUACUAUCGACCUGAUCGAGCUACCGAAUCCAAUAGGUAUCUUCUCAUGCUUGGAUGAGGACUCGGUCAUGCCAAAGGCGACCGACAAAUCAUUCACAGACAAGCUGCACUCGCUAUGGGAGAAGAAGACUCCGAAAUACUCGCCAGCACGAACAAGACAAGGUUUCCUGUUGACACACUAUGCGGCAGAAGUCGAAUAUUCCACCGAAGGCUGGCUCGAGAAGAACAAAGAUCCUCUGAACGACAACCUCACCCGCUUACUUGCUGCCUCUAAAGACGUCCACAUCGCGAACCUUUUCAGUGACUGUGUAGAGGAAGUGGAAGAGCCAUAUAGCCCUCGCAGCCGUGUCAAGAAGGGGUUGUUCAGAACCGUGGCUCAACGACACAAAGAGCAACUGAGCAGUUUGAUGAGACAACUACACUCGACACAGCCGCACUUUGUUCGUUGCAUCUUGCCUAACCACAAGAAGAAGCCCAAGCAGUUCAACGCACCUCUGGUACUGGAUCAACUACGUUGCAACGGUGUGUUGGAAGGCAUUCGUAUAGCACGUACAGGCUUUCCCAACCGUCUUACGUUUGCUGAGUUCAGAUCAAGAUAUGAGGUAUUGUGCGAAAACAUGCCAAAAGGCUAUCUCGGCGGUCAAGAAGCUGCUAAGAUCAUGCUUGAUCGAUUGAAGAUGGACAGGGCUAAUUAUCGUGUCGGUAUCACAAAGGUGUUUUUCAGAGCAGGUGUACUGGCCGACUUGGAAGAACAGAGAGAUGGUCUAAUUCGCGAAAUCAUGUCAAAGUUCCAGUCUGUUGCCCGAGGCUUCAUGCAGCGACGCGUGGCCUUCAAGCAACUGUACCGGGCGGAAGCGACCAGAGUCAUUCAACGAAACCUCAAUGUCUACCUCGAUCUGCAGUCAAACCCAUGGUGGCGACUGUUCGUACGCAUGAAACCUCUGCUGGGAGCAACGCGGACCAACAAUGAGGUCAAGAGGCGGGAUGAGAGGAUCGAACAAUUGAACGAUAAGAUGAAGCAAGAGGCGAAUGAGCGUCACCGACUGGAAGAUGAGCGACGGCGAGCUGAGCUUGAUGCUCAACGCAUCCAGCAGACUUUGGAAUCCGAGCGAGCAUUGGCCCUUGACAAAGAAGAAAUCUUCAAGAGGUUGCAAUAUCGUGAAAGUGAACUGACCGAGAAGCUAUCUGAAGCCAUCACCGAGCAAGAAACACUUGAAGAUCAGCUUGAUGCAGCACUGGACUCCAAGAAGAAGACCGACGAGGAAUUGACUACUCGACGCGAACAGGUGCUCCAGGCCGGACAAAUCAUAACACGAUUGGAAGCGGAGAAGAAAGAGCUUCAGCGACAAGUCGAGAAUCUGGAAGGCGAGCUGGAAAAUGUUGAGAAGACGCAUUCCCGCAACGACGAUAGGCUGGAAAACAUUAGCCAGGAGCUCCGCAAUCUCAAGAACCAGCUAGGCGCGAAGGACAGAAAGAUAUCUGAGCUUGAGACGAGUCUUCUGCACGCCGAACGGGAAAAGAGUCAACUGGGUGCGAAGGAUAGGAAGAUAUCCGAGCUCGAAUUGAGUCUACAACAAAUUCAACAUGCCGAACGGGAUAGGGAAACCAAAGCUGCGAACUUGGAGCAAGAGCUGCGGUCCCUGAGGAGUCAAGUGUCACAACGAGAGAGAACGACAGAAGACCUGGAGAAGAAGUUACAGAGAGCCGAAUCACUUCGCGUGGAGGACAACAAGCGAAAGACCGAGGACUACGAAUCCCAGAUCCGCGCUUUGAGGAGUGAACUGAGUGGAAAGGACCGUAAGAUGCAAGAUCUGGAAAGCACCUUGUCCAAGAUCGACAAGGGCGCCGAAACCAAACUGGCCAACUCACUUGAUCAACUGGCAAAUGCGAAGAAAUUACUGCGAGAAGUGCAAGGUCAGAACGACGAACUUCGUCAGCAAGUCACUUCCAUGUCGACGGCGUCCUCGAAACAUGAAGAAGCGCUGCGUCGCAAAGAAGACGAACUGUCCGCUUUGUUGGCUGACAUGCAAAAGCAUGAGCGAGAGAUGUCGGCUAUGCAGAAGGAGAUUGACGGUCUUUCUGGACGCCAUGAUAAUAUGCAGGCUAAGCACCGCGAAUUGCAGGGUGAUGUGGAAAGCAUGAGGGCGCAAAAGGCCAAGAUGGAGAGAGAAGCGGCGGAAGUGAUGCGGCAUUUUGAGCAGCGGGUCAUGCCUUUCUUCAAGCAGAAUUUCUCGUGAGUUUUGAGCAGUCGGGGUCUGUGUCUGUGUGUGUAUAUGCCUAUCAGGGUCAUGAUGAGAAGAAUAGCGAUUGGAUUUGCAAAGUCCUUUUGAGCGAAUUGUUGGAGUCGGACCGCGUUGUUGCUUGGGGCGGUUGUACGUAUUAAUGCAUCCUCAGGUCAGGUUUAGGGUUGGGUGUGAGUACAGUUACCAAUGGAG